Messenger RNA from Daldinia loculata, 1284 nucleotides. RefSeq lists its product as uncharacterized. The record is from RefSeq and is a predicted model, not a curated record. Lineage: Eukaryota; Fungi; Ascomycota; Sordariomycetes; Xylariales; Hypoxylaceae. The transcript is spliced from 5 exons. Bases 1 to 1284 code for a protein of 427 amino acids.
AUGUAUUCCGAAAAGGAGCCCGAAGAUGAAAUUGUUCACAAUGAGGAGACGAAGGCACUACUAGAAGAGCUUCGUGAGUCGAUGACUAUUAGUCGUGAGAGUUUUCAACCGGCGGAAACGGCCCCUGCGCAGUCCUCUACUCAAGACGGUAAAACUACCACCACGUCGAGCCCUUUAUUAUUACCCAUUCCACCUAGCCAUAUGAUUCUUCGAUGGGAUUCUCCCAACCAACCCAUGCCCAGCUCGCACUGCAAGCUUAAAUUUCCGAUUGAACCAUCUACAUUAGAAAAUUUGGCUCGCUUGGUGGCUGAUAUGAACCCUGCUACAUUUGGUCUUGGUGGGAAAGAUGUAUACGAUGAAAGUUAUCGCAAGGCUUCAAAGCUCGACCCAUCUCAGUUCUCCUUGAAUUUCUCCCCAUAUGAAUGUGGAAUCAUCGAUUCGGUUGCACAGAUACUGCUUCCAGAUUGGAAAGCGGGCAGUAGCAAGCAUAGAAGCGUUAGGGCAGAGUUGUAUAAGCUGAAUAUUUACGUCGGUACGUCCGGUCACUUCCGUGCACACGUAGACACCCCACGCUCCGAGUCCCAAUUCGGGUCGCUUGUCGUUUGUCUACCGGUUGCUCACGAGGGUGGCCAACUCGAGGUCCGGCACAAUGGCAAGACUAUAUCAUUUGACUGGUCCAAGCUUGACAUCAAUCAACCAUCUAUUCGAUGGGCAGCAUUCUACAGUGACUGCGAGCACGAAGUCUUCCAGGUUCAAUCUGGGCACCGCAUUACGCUGACAUAUAAUCUUUAUGCCAUGCGUGGAAUUGGCCAACUAACUAGCCACCCUAAACCUCUAGAUUUGGCCCAGGUACCUCUAUACAAACAUAUGCAUACCGUCAUUAGUCAAGAGAAAUUCAUGCCAGAAGGCGGAUACCUAGGCUUCUAUACGACACAUGGUUAUCCUCAUACUAGUAGACGCUUUAGUGGACCAGGUACGCUUAAAGGCCUCGACAUGGCCAUAUGGGAGUGCUUUCAGGCUCUUGGGUGUUCUGUGUACCUACGUCCGGUUGGUCAAGAGAAAUACUACGACUCAAAGCGCAAAGGGGCUUUUGACCAGCGGGGACAGAUAUGGAUUGGUGGAAUGUUACAUGUGGCUGGACUCAACAACUUUAAAAGAUAUAACGAGGAGAUGGAGUCCCCGGAGGUCUAUGGUAACCAAGCAUCGGAGGAUGCGCUUUACUCGGUCUGUGCUAUUCUUGUCAAGGUGCCACCUUAUGCAGAAAGGGUUAGAGACAAGGCUUAG